Molecule: messenger RNA, 1812 nt
Organism: Daldinia childiae
Lineage: Eukaryota; Fungi; Ascomycota; Sordariomycetes; Xylariales; Hypoxylaceae
Exons: 2
Coding region: 1-1812 (603 amino acids)
Molecular function (GO): hydrolase activity, acting on ester bonds
Source: RefSeq, a predicted model, not a curated record
AUGAAGGAGUUUGUCGGGUCUGAGAUAGAGGACUUCCAGUUCCCAGCUUGCUUCGGGGAUCAGACGUGGCAGAUCUACAAUCAAGCCACAGCGCUGAAAAACAACAUUGACCUUCUCACACUAACGGCUGGUGGAAACGAUCUAUGUCUUUCCGAUAUCAUUAAGAGCUGCGUCAUUCUGGCAUUUGACGGUGAUGCUACUUGCAAUGCCAUCCUCGAUAAGGCGCAGGAAAACCUCGACAGUAUCGUCAAGGACAACGUAAAGCAGAUCCUUAAGGCACUUGAUAGCAAGAUGGCUAAAGACGGAGUGGUCGUGUACAAUGGCUACGCGCGCUUUUUCAACGAGGAUAAUGAUGAUUGUGCCACCAAUCAAGACUGGGCUCCAUUCUAUUGGUAUCGCUACCUACAAGGUAGCGCGAGCCCUUUACCCCUGACCGUUGAUCGCCGUAAGAGUUUCAACAAGUUGACAACGGCGUUGAACGACGCAUUGCGCGACGUGGUUCACGACGUCGCCGAUGAGGUCAGCUACAAAAUUGGCUAUGCAUCUUGGGACCUCUGGGGCAUCGACGGCGUUAAAGGCCAAAUGUGCGAUCCCUCGUCCACUGGCACGUAUCCGGACCCUAAGCAGCCAGACUUGUUAUUCUUCAAGCCAGACACGAGAAAAUCUAUCUGGCGGUUUCCACUAAAAAAGAAGCGCUCCGCUAAUGGAACGGAAACUAUUUAUGUGGACUUAGAUAGCACAGUUGAUGGCGAAGUUGUUGGAGAGUGGGAUACAUCUGUUCCACCCACCGAUGAACAACGUGAAGCCCUGCGUGUAUCUCUACCUCCUCUGCCGGAGAGGGAUCUCGAUAGCAAUGGCGUAGACAGAGCUGUCUACCGCUCUAUCCUAUGGAAUUCAGUGAAUCCUUCAGCGGCAGCACUUAAAGCCCUUGAUAAACGAGCCCCGGCCACACCCGGCUGCCCCGGAGAUCCGUAUCCGUAUCUCCCUAAUGUUGGUUGGUUCCUACCAGAUUACUUCGGGCGUAUCUUCCACCCUAAUGAAGCCGGACACAAUGCCAUUGCAUCAUUUGCCAUUCAACGAGCUAUCGAUCUGCGAGCUGAGGUACUGGGUAUCAACCCGGAAGUAUGCACAGUCACAGACGAGUUCAAAUGUUGGCAAAAAGAAGGUCGCAAAGGUUACGCCACUGCAGAUAGGUUAAAUGAGAACUAUAAGACGUACUGCGACGGGGUCAAAGCACCAGGUGGCGGCGUAACUGGGUGGAAGGAUAGCCGAAAGUUCCACGAGGGAACGCCGGACGAGCAUGAGUUCGUUAUCGAGACGUCAGAGUUUGCCAGCGAAUUUAAUCAUGACGAAUGUAUUGAGAGUAUGGAGCGGAUCAUCAACGGGUGCGAUGGUAAUGAUCCCAACAAUCCGAUGAAUUGGAAGUUUGGGGGCACAUGGAAGCGCGGCGAAUAUAGAUACACUGUCAACGUCAACCGGGAUAACCGACCUUGGCCCCCGAUCACGAAGGCAUAUGGUAAAUGUGAUGGUGGAUAUCACGUAGUGUAUAGUGAUUACACUAUGUAUGGUGCUGGGUGGAGCAGUUGGGACAGCGGCCAGGAUACAAUUAUCCCCAAGAUGAAAGGGUGUUUGGGGCUAGGUAUUACAGCUUGGAAGUUUGAAUAUUUUGAUAAGCCGGAUAGCGACGGUAUGGAGUGGAAAGCCACUUUCCAUACGCCUAUAUUUGUAAAUAAUCGCUGCUUUAAAAAUAAUAAGGUCGCGAUAGGCGCUGGUGGUUUUACUGACGGAUGUGGGGGCUCUGGCUGGGCGUAG